AUGCCACCACGCGUGUGGCUUAUCACCGGCUGCUCCUCCGGCUUUGGCCGGCAGAUAGCGAUUGCCGCUGCAAAGAUCGGGGACACCGUGGUCGCGACGUCGCGAGACCCCUCGAAGCUGGAGGAUCUAAAGGGAGUCGGCAACAUUCUCCCGCAGCGGCUCGAUAUCUGCGCCAGCGAUGGAGAGGUCCAGGGCCAUGUAGCCGAUAUCCUUGCCACUGUAGGCCGGAUUGAUGUGGUGGUGAACAACGCGGGUUAUAUCUUGGAGGGAGCGAUCGAAGAGUCCAGUGGCGCAGAUGUCGAAGCCCAGUUCGGCGCAAACGUCUUUGGCCAACUGCGACUUCUCCGCGCCGUGCUCCCCACGAUGCGUGCACAGAGAUCGGGCACUGUCGCCAAUAUGGGCUCGAUCGGAGGCUGGAGGGGAACCCCUGGCGCCGGCCUCUACUGCGCCACCAAAGCAGCCAUUGCCAUCUACACCGAGGCCUUGCGGGCCGAGCUGGCCCCGUUUGGGAUUCAGACGACUUGCAUCGAGCCGGGAUACUUCCGCACCAACUUCCUACAGAGCGAUGGUGGCCACAAGGUCACCGCCCAAAAUCAUAUCCCUGACCUUGAUGUGGUGACGCAGGCAACCAAGUCGCGGCUGGCCGCCUACAGCCACCAUCAACCGGGAGAUCCGGCCAAGGGGGCACAGCUCAUUGUCGAGGCGCUGACGCGCACGGGACGAUGUCAGGGACUGGAAUUACCGCCCCGACUGGCUCUGGGUCGCGAUGCCGUGCAGGUAAUCGGAGCAGCUCUAGACCAGAAUCGCGCGGCCCUCGACGCGUGGAAAGACUUGGUGAGCACCACCGACUGUGAUGAUGUCGACACCUAA
Aspergillus terreus NIH2624 is the source of this 870-nucleotide messenger RNA. Its product is annotated as SDR family oxidoreductase. The transcript has 2 exons. The coding region runs from base 1 to 870 and encodes 289 amino acids. Gene Ontology annotation, molecular function: oxidoreductase activity. The record is from RefSeq and is a predicted model, not a curated record. NCBI's taxonomy places the organism in Eukaryota, Fungi, Ascomycota, Eurotiomycetes, Eurotiales, Aspergillaceae.